Molecule: messenger RNA, 405 nt
Organism: Pyricularia oryzae 70-15
Lineage: Eukaryota; Fungi; Ascomycota; Sordariomycetes; Magnaporthales; Pyriculariaceae
Exons: 3
Coding region: 1-405 (134 amino acids)
Source: RefSeq, a predicted model, not a curated record
AUGCUUUCACUCUCCAUCGUCACCCUCAUGGCCACCGUCCUCGCCGGUACCGCAGCAGCCGCCCCGGCGGAGGUCAAGGCAGUGCCCGCCAAGGAGGCCACCGCUGGCACCUCGUCCAUACUUGCCGCCAACGUCCAAUUCGAGGUUUGCAGGGCCAUCAACUUCAACGACUGCGGCAUCUUUCUCGCCGAGGAGUUUCAGUGCUACAACCUCGGCGGUACCACCUGGGACAAGUCGCUCUCCUCUCUCAGAACCCGGACAGUGGGCUUCUCGUGCUUCAUCUGGCGCACUACCACUUGCCAGGGUCCUCGGGGCGGACCGAUCAGGUCCGACAAUCCUCACGAAGACCUCCGCAUUUUUGGCUGGAACGACGAUGUCAGCUCCUUCAUGUGUAUCCCCAGCUAG